AGCAGUAUCUUUCUAAUGUGUCGGGUAAAUAAGCUUUCCAAGUUAUUGUAGGUGUUUAGAGAAGGCGCCUUUCCUGUAGCUUAAUCAUUCAAUAGGUGUUUAUUUUUUGGAGGGGAUUUAAAAAAAAAUUGUAUAUUUAGGGGGUACAAGUGCAGAUUUCUUACAUACAUAUAUCGCAUCGUGGUGAGGUCUGCGCUCUCAGUGUCCCCAUCACUCAAAUAGUGAACAUUGUACCCAAUACUAGUUUUUCAACCCUCAGUCCCCUCCACCUUCCCAUCUUUUGUAUUCUCCAGUGUGUAUUAUUCCACUCUGUAUGUCUGUGUACCCACUGAUUAGCUUUCACUUAUAAGUGAGAACAUGCGUUAUUUGACAUUCUGAGUUAUUUCACUGAAGAGAAUGGCCUCUAGUUCUAUCCAUGUUGCUGCAAAAGACGUGAUUUCAUUCUUUUUUAUGGCUGAGUAGUAUUCUGUGUAUGUCUGUCUAUAUAUUACAUUUUCUUUAUCCAAUCCUCCGUUGAUGAACACUUAGGUUGAUACCGUAUCUUUGCUAUUGUAAAUUCUGCUGCGAUAAAAAUAUCAAUGCAGGGGUCUUUUUGAUAUACUGAUUUCUUUCUUUUUUUUUGAGACGGAGUCUCGCUCUGUCGCCCAGGCUGGAGUGCAGUGGUGCGAUCUCGGCUCACUGCAAGCUCCGCCUCCCGGGUUCACGCCAUUCUCCUGCCUCAGCCUCCUGAGUAGCUGGGACUAUCUGCGCCCGCCACCACGCCCGGCUAAUUUUUUGUAUUUUUAGUAGAGACGGGGUUUCACCGUGUUAGCCAGGGUGGCCUUGAACUACUGACCUCCUGAUCUGCCCACCUCGGCCUCCCAAAGUGCUGGGAUUACAGGCGUGAGCCACCGCGCCCGGCCGAUAUACUGAUUUCUUACCCUUAUACCCAUUAGUGGGAUUGCUGGAUCGAAUGGUAGUUCCAUUUUUAGUUCUUUGAGAAGUCUCCAUACUGUUUUCCAUAAAAGUUGUACUAGUUUAUUUUUUUUUUCUUUUUCUUUUCUUUUCUUUUUUGAGAAUGAGUCUUGCUCUGUGGUCCAGGCUGAAGUGCAGUGGUGCGAUCUCGACUCACUGCAAACUCUGCCUCCCGGCUUCAAGUGAUUCUUCUGCCUCAGCCUCCAGAAUAGCUGGAAUUACAGGUGUGCACCACCAUGCCUGGCUAAUUUUUUAUUUUUAAUAGAGAUACGGUUUCACCAUGUUGGCCAGGCUGGUCUUGAACUCCUGGCCUCAUGUGAUCAGACUGCCUUGGCCUCCCAAAAUGCUGGGAUUAGAGGCGUCAGCCACCAUGCCCGGCCUGUUUACUUUCAUUCAAUAGGUAUUUCUUAAGUGCAAAGUGUAAGUAGAAGACAGUCUUAUUUGGUCUUAAAGAAUGUGCAGUUAAUUUGGGGUAACAGAACUUAAAAAGAUAACUGGUGAGUCUGGUAAGCCUAUACAUUGUUGAGAGUACUGUACAUUAGUACUGUACAUCCCUUUUAGAAAACAUUUUGGCACUAUUAAGAGCCAUAAAAGGUUUUUACACCCUAAUAUAGCACUCCUAGCCUUGGAAAUCUAUUCUAAGGAACACAGUCACCUGAAGAAAAAUACUGUCCAUAGGAAUGCUCAAUUCAUUUAUUCACCAAAUAUUUAUUGGUCAUUUACCAAAUGUCAGGUACUGUUCUAGGCAUCAGGGAAGAAAACACAAAAAUCUCUGCUUCCUUGGAACUUAAGCUAGAGGAGAAACAGACAAUAAACUGAAUAAAUAUGUAAGUAUGUUAGAUGGAGAGAAGUGCUUUGGAACAGAGUAAAGCAGGGUAAUGUUAGAGAAAGGCUGCAAUUUACAACAGGAUGGAAAGGCCGCACUGAGAAAGCAGCAUCUGAGUAAAGAUAUUUGAGGUGAGAGAGUGACCAUGCAAGAGAUUCCAGGCAGAGUGUAUCUCCUAGCUGUGGACUAAAUAAUACAUGGGGGGAAAUAAACAAGUAUUCAUGAGGGUGAAAAUGUGACCCAGCAGGAAAAUUACAACUAUUUUCAAUUGACGUUGAAUAGGAAAGAUGGAUACUAUGAUGCUGAAUAUGCGGAAUCUGUUUGAGCAGCUUCUGCGCCGGGCGGAGAUUCUCAGUGAAGGAAAUGAACUCCAAUUUAUCCAGUUGGCGAAGGACUUUGAGGAUUUCCGUAAAAAGUGGCAGAGGACUGACCAUGAGCUGGGGAAAUACAAGGAUCUUUUGAUGAAAGCGGAGACUGAGCGAAGUGCUCUGGAUGUUAAGCUGAAGCAUGCACGUAAUCAGGUGGAUGUAGAGAUCAAACGGAGACAGAGAGCUGAGGCUGACUGCGAAAAGCUGGAACGACAGAUUCAGCUGAUUCGAGAGAUGCUCAUGUGUGACACAUCUGGCAGCAUUCAACUAAGUGAGGAGCAAAAAUCAGCUCUGGCUUUUCUCAACAGAGGCCAACCAUCCAGCAGCAAUGCUGGGAACAAAAGACUAUCAACCAUUGAUGAAUCUGGUUCCAUUUUAUCAGAUAUCAGCUUUGACAAGACUGAUGAAUCACUGGAUUGGGACUCUUCUUUGGUGAAGACUUUCAAACUGAAGAAGAGAGAAAAGAGGCGCUCUAGUAGCCGACAGUUUGUUGAUGGUCCCCCUGGACCUGUAAAGAAAACUCGUUCCAUUGGCUCCACAGUAGACCAGGGGAAUGAAUCCAUAGUUGCAAAAACUACAGUGACUGUUCCCAAUGAUGGCGGGCCCAUCGAAGCUGUGUCCACUAUUGAGACUGUGCCGUAUUGGACCAGGAGCCGAAGGAAAACAGGUACUUUACAACCUUGGAACAGUGACUCCACCCUGAACAGCAGGCAGCUGGAGCCAAGAACUGAGACAGACAGUGUGGGCACGCCGCAGAGCAAUGGAGGGAUGCGCCUGCAUGACUUUGUUUCUAAGACGGUUAUUAAACCUGAAUCCUGUGUUCCAUGUGGAAAGCGGAUAAAAUUUGGCAAAUUAUCUCUGAAGUGUCGAGAUUGUCGUGUGGUCUCUCAUCCAGAAUGUCGGGACCGCUGUCCCCUUCCCUGCAUUCCUACCCUGAUAGGAACACCUGUCAAGAUUGGAGAGGGAAUGCUGGCAGACUUUGUGUCCCAGACUUCUCCAAUGAUCCCCUCCAUUGUUGUGCAUUGUGUAAAUGAGAUUGAGCAAAGAGGUCUGACUGAGACAGGCCUGUAUAGGAUCUCCGGCUGUGACCGCACAGUAAAAGAGCUGAAAGAGAAAUUCCUCAGAGUGAAAACUGUACCCCUCCUCAGCAAAGUGGAUGAUAUCCAUGCUAUCUGUAGCCUUCUAAAAGACUUUCUUCGAAACCUCAAAGAACCUCUUCUGACCUUUCGCCUAAACAAAGCCUUUAUGGAAGCAGCAGAAAUCACAGAUGAAGACAACAGCAUAGCUGCCAUGUACCAAGCUGUUGGUGAACUGCCCCAGGCCAACAGGGACACAUUAGCUUUCCUCAUGAUUCACUUGCUGAGAGUGGCUCAGAGUCCACAUACUAAAAUGGAUGUUGCCAAUCUGGCUAAAGUCUUUGGCCCUACAAUAGUGGCCCAUGCUGUGCCCAAUCCAGACCCAGUGACAAUGUUACAGGACAUCAAGCGUCAACCCAAGGUGGUUGAGCGCCUGCUUUCCUUGCCCCUGGAGUAUUGGAGUCAGUUCAUGAUGGUGGAGCAAGAGAACAUUGACCCCCUACAUGUCAUUGAAAACUCAAAUGCCUUUUCAACACCACAGACACCAGAUAUUAAAGUGAGUUUACUGGGACCUGUGACCACUCCUGAACAUCAGCUUCUCAAGACUCCUUCAUCUAGUUCCCUGUCACAGAGAGUCCGUUCCACCCUCACCAAGAACACUCCCAGAUUUGGGAGCAAAAGCAAGUCUGCCACUAACCUAGGACGACAAGGCAACUUUUUUGCUUCUCCAAUGCUCAAGUGAAGUCACAUCUGCCUGUUACUUCCCAGCAUUGACUGACUAUAAGAAAGGACACAUCUGUACUCUGCUCUGUAGCCUCCUGUACUCGUUACUACUUUUAGCAUUCUCCAGGCUUUUACUCAAGUUUAACUGUGCAUGAGGGUUUUAUUAAAACUAUAUAUAUCUCCCCUUCCUUCUCCUCAAGUCACAUAAUAUCAGCACUUUGUGCUGGUCAUUGUUGGGAGCUUUUAGAUGAUACCUCUUUCAGGGCUAGAAGGGUUAGUAUGGAAUUGGUUGUGAUUAUUUUUGGGGAAGGGGGUUAUUGUUCCUUUGGCUUAAAGCCAAAUGCUGCUCAUAGAAUGAAUGAUCUUUCUCUAGUUUCAUUUAAACUGAUUUCCAUGAGACAAUGACAGAAACCCUACCUAUCUGAUAAGAUUAGCUUGUCUCAGGGUGGGAAGUGGGAGGGCGGGGCAAAGAAAGGAUUAGACCAGAGGAUUUAGGAUGCCUGCUUCUAAGAACCGGAAGUUCUCAUUCCCAUUAUGAACUGAGCCAUAAUAUGGAGCUUUCAUUAAAAUGGGAUGCAUAGAGGACAGAACUAGUGAUGGGAGUAUGCAUAGCUUUAAUUUGAUGAUUAGGUCUUUAAUAAUGUUGAGUGGCACAACCGUGUAAAUGUGAAAGUACAACUUGUAUUUAUCUCUGAUGUGCCGUUGGCUGAACUUUGGGUUCAUUUGGGGUCAAAGCCAGUUUUUCUUUUAUUGAAUUCAUUCUGAUGCUUGACCCCCAUACCCCCAACCUUGUCCAGUGGAGCCCAACUUCUAAAGGUCAAUAUAUCGUCCUUUGGCAUCCCAACUAACAAUAAAGAAUAGGCUAUAAGGGAAGAUUGUCAAUAUUUUAUGUGGUAAGAAAAGCCACAGUCAUUUUUUCUUUGCACUUUGGAUGCUGAAAUUUUCCCAUGGAACAUAGCCACAUCUAGAUAGAUGUGAGCUUUUUCUUCUGUUAAAAUUAUUCUUAAUGUCUGUAAAAAUGAUUUUCUUCUGUAGAAUGUUUGACUUCAUAUUGACCCUUAUCUGUAAAACACCUAUUUGGGAUAAUAUUUGGAAAAAAAAGUAAAUAGCUUUUUCAAAAUGAA
Messenger RNA from Symphalangus syndactylus (siamang), 5071 nucleotides. It is a transcript of the gene RACGAP1, whose product is annotated as Rac GTPase activating protein 1. Gene Ontology annotation, cellular component: nucleus; centralspindlin complex; midbody. NCBI's taxonomy places the organism in Eukaryota, Metazoa, Chordata, Mammalia, Primates, Hylobatidae. Gene Ontology annotation, molecular function: GTPase activator activity. The record is from RefSeq and is a predicted model, not a curated record. Gene Ontology annotation, biological process: mitotic cytokinesis; mitotic spindle midzone assembly; Rho protein signal transduction.